Ectocarpus siliculosus is the source of this 1813-nucleotide messenger RNA. The record is from the annotation of a GenBank genome assembly. Lineage: Eukaryota; Phaeophyceae; Ectocarpales; Ectocarpaceae.
AUGGGUCUGUGCGUCCUGCUGGCGACUGUUUCUAUGGAGGACAAACGCCUCCUGGGCUUUACAAGAGACCGGUUCGACGCUGGACCAUCGCUGUGGGCGGGGAUGUCGGAGCCUGGGACGAACCCUUUGCGACAGAUCUUGGACGUUUUGGAAGAGGAGGUGGAUUGGAUCAGCUACGACGGCUGGGGGAUGCACGUCCCCGAGGGAUACUUCCGUUUCGCGACCGGUCCGGACAAGUUCGUGGAGGAGCUUAGGAGGCUAGGGGGAGAGGACGACGUCAGGCAGUGGAGGGAAUUGACGGAGAAGAUGAGGCCGUUGUUGCGGGCGGCCGCCGCGAUUCCGCCGCUUGCGCUGCGGGGGGACUACUGGGCGCCGAUAACCCUGCUGCCCUACAUUGUCGAUGCGCUUAGACAUGCUGGGCCGGGUGUACAGGCUCUUCAGGGCGCGUUCACGGACGUCUUGGAGGGGACUGUGGAGAGGGACAGCUUCCUCUUUAAGUGGCUGGACUACCUCUCCUUUGCCCUCAGCGGUCUGCCGGCAGAUGGCACGAUGGCGGCGGCCGUGAUCUAUACGAUAGGAGACUUGCACCGGCCGGGAUGCGUUAUCGACUACCCGCGAGGGGGCGGAGGGGCGGUUAUUGCGGCCAUGGUGAGGGGCAUCGAGAAGCUAGGCGGAAGGGUCGAGCUCAAGUCCCACGUCCAGGAGAUCGUGGUGGAGGGGGGCAAGGCCGUCGGCGUUAAGCUAAGAUCUGGUGCCGUUGUCCGAGCGCGGAAGGCCGUGGUGUCUAACGCCUCCAUAUGGGAUACUAUUGGACUGAUCCCAGAGGGCGCGGUGGACCCCAAGUACAUCGAGGACAGCAUGGACACACCUGACACCGGCAGCUUCAUGCACCUCCACCUUGGCAUCGACGCCGAGGGGCUGGACGAUCUUGACAUACACUACUCGGUGGUAGAGUCGUGGACCGUGCCCAUCGACGCCCCGCAGAACAUGUUCAUCGUCAGCAUCCCCACGGUGCUCGACAAGUCACUCGCGCCCGAUGGCAAGCACCUGGUGCACAUCUACACGGCCGGAAACGAGCCGUACAAGCUGUGGGAAGGGAUGAAGCGCGGCUCCCCGGAGUAUGAGGCGCUGAAAAAGGAGAGGGCGGAGUGCAUGUGGAAGGCUCUGGAGAAGAUUAUCCCGGACGUGCGGCGACGGACAGAAGUAGAGCUUGUGGCCACGCCCCUCACCCACGAGUUCUUCAACAGACGAUUCAAAGGAGGCUGUGAAGAGACAGGAGUACGGAAGGCAAUUCAUCCGUAGGCACGCAUAAGGAGAACCUACCUCUUCGACAACCUUCGGCAGCGAGGAUACCGCUGGCGGAUAGGCGACUCUUCUUCCGAAUGCCACCUGCUGGCAUGGACACUGUAUGAUGAGGCCCCGCUUGGUCCACUCUCUUCUUGGCCCCUCCCCUCACACAAAAUUUCUUGCCAUAACAAUUACGAUGGGCAUGCCUGACGACCGCCUAACGCGGACAUGAAGUUGCACAACCUUCGCUCGCUCGAAUUAGUCUGGGUUGCCGCUUGACUUCCGAGCCAUCAAGGAUCGUUGAUCUUUCUUUGCAUUUCACUACUCAACCGCAACGAAAACGCAAGGCUCCUACGGGCCUGGGUGGAGAGCGGGCGAAGCUGAGUUCCCCGGGUGCGUAACGCCUCUGAAAGGCUUGCUUCACUGCGGAGAUUCGACGCUGCCGGGACUGGGUCUGCCAGCGGUGGCAGCCAGUGGCAUGAGUGCCGCCAGCACCCUGACCCCUGUGUGGAAGCAGCUGGGACUG